AUGAAGUUCUUCGCCGCUCUCACCAUUGCCGGCGUCGUCGCCCCGGCCCUUGCCGUUCCCGCUGCUCCCGUCGUCCCUGAUAUCCUCGGAAACAAGGGCUGCACUGUUCCUCCCAAGCGAGUCGAGUGGCGCGAACUCGGCGCUGCCAACCAAAAGUCCUACCUCGACUCUGUUCUGUGCUUGAAGACCAAGCCUUCUCGUAUCGGCCUCAAGUCAUCUCUCUACGACGACUUUCCCUACGUCCACUUUAAGCUCAACGACUGGAUCCACGGUGGUGCUCCUUUCCUUCCUUGGCACAGAUACUUUGGUGUUAUCUACGAGCAAGCUCUCCGCGACUGCGGCUACAAGGGCCCCGGAACCUACUGGGACUGGACAAAGGAUGCCGAGAAGGGUCUCUUGAGCUCUCCCCUCAUGUCCAAGACCGCCUUCGGUGGUAACGGGGACCAAGAGGACAGGGAAUGGACAGCCAGUAGCGGUCUCCAGUGUGUCAGGGAUGGUCGAUUCUCAAAGCUCCGACCCGAGUACCUCGAGGACGAGCCCAAGGUUCUCUCCAGCGGCGGUCACUGCUUGUUCCGCAACAUGCCCGAGGUCACCGAGCCCGAGGCUUACAAGAUGAUGGUUCCCACCAUCACCCUCAAGGGCAUCAACGAGCUCCAAAAGGCCGGCAACUGGUCCUACUUCCACACCGCCACUGAGGGCGGUCCUCAUGGUAGCAUCCACGCUUCUCUCGGCGGAGAGAUGAACCCUACUACUUCUCCCAACGAGCCUCUCUUCUUCAUGCACCACGCUCAGAUCGACCGUGUCUGGUGGCAAUGGCAGCAGAAGAACGCCAGCCGCUUUGCUGAGUACGAUGGUCAGGGUAUGCUUUACCCUAAGAGAGACCAAAUCAACGUCAAGCUCGACGACGUUCUCCCCAUGUUUGGCCUUGCCAAGGAUGUCAAGGUUCGCGAUGUUAUGAACCCCUCCAAGGGUCCUCUUUGCUACCGCUACUAA
Molecule: messenger RNA, 993 nt
Organism: Fusarium pseudograminearum CS3096
Lineage: Eukaryota; Fungi; Ascomycota; Sordariomycetes; Hypocreales; Nectriaceae
Exons: 2
Coding region: 1-993 (330 amino acids)
Molecular function (GO): oxidoreductase activity
Source: RefSeq, a predicted model, not a curated record